CUUCUUGACCGAGAGCAGACCUGCACCUCACCUUGCUGAGUUAUCUCAACUUUACGCGACAAGAAUAACAGGGCGCCAAGUUCCAACAUCACAGUUGCCAGAAUGCCUCCAGAUUCUCUAUUGGACGAAGAUGAAUCAUACGUAUCCUCGGAAGACUCAGACUUCGCUCUGGAUGAUUCGCCCGACCAGACUUCCGAUCACUCUGACUUAGAAGAUCACAGCGACAAAACAGCCAACAAACGAAGUCGCCCACAAGACGAAGCCGAUGCAGGAUAUGACAACUCAGGUGAUGAGGCGAUCAUAAAAAGGGGCGAAAAGCGUCGUAAGAAAACGCAAGCAAAAGGCGUGCGUGAACACGACGAGGGUGAGGGCGGUCUGAUCAAGACUCGUAGACAGCGUGCCGCUGAGUAUGUCUCUGAUAUCUGGAUCCCUCGGUGCGUUUUACUGACAAGGAAUAUCAGGAAAGAAGAGCGUCAAUAUGCGACAAACAACGAGCCAGUCACUGUCGAUGUUGAUGCGCUAUGGGCGCAAAUGAUAUCCAAACCACCAACUCCAGAAAGCAAGGACGAUCGACCCAACGACGCGGAUACAAGUACCAACUUCAUUGACAAGCCAAACGACUCAGCUAAAAAAAAAUCGAAUUCAACCAUAUCCGACCAGUCAUCAACAAUGAUUCGCAUCAAACGCACGUAUAACUUUGCUGGUCGAAUUCACAUAGAGGAAAAGCUGGUUCCGCGUGACUCAGCCGAAGCAAAGCUUUAUCUUGCCUCACAAGGUCAAGAGGCGCCCAAGGAUAGCCCUGAAAAGCGCGUUACCAGAAAGGCGUUCCGAUCAGCUUUCGAGCCUCAGGUAGAUCUUCUUCCCCAUCGGGCAGAUCUGAAUCUCGGAAUGGCCGCCCGGAUCAAGGCUGGCAAAGAAGCACAAGCCAAGAAACUAAAUGUUGUCGAGAAGAGUCGUAUGGACUGGGCUGGUUACGUGGACAAGGAGGGCAUCAAGGAUGAGCUUGAGUUGGCUGGCAAGUCCAAAGAUUCAUACAUGGCCCGAGAAGACUUCUUAGCAAAGAGCGAGGCGCUAAGAGAAGAGGACUCGAGAAGGGCAAGGCUCGCUGGAAAAGCUUGAUCUACCUAUCCUGUAUUCUUGGCGUUUUGGCACGAUACCAUGGGACUUAGCAUCACUUUCAAUAGAUUUCAGGCGUUAGAAGGUAGGCAUAUUGGCCUGCCAUUGGACCAGGCAUGCGUAAUCAAUAUUGGGUACAUCAAACGGUCUCCCAAAUCCUACUAUCUUUUCUUGAUUCUUA
Messenger RNA from Fusarium oxysporum Fo47, 1297 nucleotides. RefSeq names its product Swr1p complex component Swc5. The record is from RefSeq and is a predicted model, not a curated record. The coding region runs from base 103 to 1119 and encodes 338 amino acids. The transcript has a single exon. NCBI's taxonomy places the organism in Eukaryota, Fungi, Ascomycota, Sordariomycetes, Hypocreales, Nectriaceae.